Molecule: messenger RNA, 1549 nt
Organism: Salvia splendens (bonfire salvia)
Lineage: Eukaryota; Viridiplantae; Streptophyta; Magnoliopsida; Lamiales; Lamiaceae
Product: protein NODULATION SIGNALING PATHWAY 2
Exons: 1
Coding region: 86-1549 (487 amino acids)
Source: RefSeq, a predicted model, not a curated record
AGUAGACACAGUUCUUCAAAUCUCACCCAAAAAAAAAUUUCUACAAAAAAAAAAUUUGUGAGCAAAUCCACAAUCUAAUUUAGCUAUGGCAAUGGUGAUGGACCUCUGUUUUCCUAGCUUCGAAUCUUUCGAUUAUACCACGACCACGACAACCUCGUCCACGGACGAGGGCUGCAACUGGAGCGACUGGUCGCCGGUGGUCGACUGGAACGAGAUCUCCGACGACCAGGAAGACUUCCAAGACCUCAUCGAUUCAAUGAUCGAUGAGAAUGUUGUGUUUCACCAAUCGAUUAGGACUAUUAAUGAUGAUGAUCAAGUUAAUGAGGAAGAGUACAACAAUUCAUCCCCGGAGUACAACAUGGCGAUGCACGACGAGGCCGGCUCGGCCGAGGACUCGAAGGGGCUCCGCCUCAUCCACCUCUUAAUGGCCGCGGCCGAGGCGAUGGCGGGCCGGGACGAGUGCCGCGGAUUGGCCAGGGUGAUAUUGGUUCGGCUCAAGGAGUUGGUGUCGCCAACCGACGGCACCAACAUGGAGAGGCUCGCGACCUACUUCGGCGACGCCUUGCAGGCGUCGCUCGACGCUGGCGCCAAGGGCAGGCCUGCCCCCGGCGCCGCAGAGCACCAACGGGCGGACGUGCUUGCAGCGUUCCAAUUGCUGCAAGACAUGUCCCCUUACGUGAAAUUUGGGCAUUUCACAGCCAAUCAAGCUAUAUUGGAGGCGGUGGCUAAUGACAGGAGGGUCCACAUAGUGGAUUAUGACAUCAUGGAGGGGAUCCAGUGGGCCUCACUAAUGCAGGCGCUCGUCUCGAGGAAAGACGGCCCGCCGGCCCCGCACCUCCGGAUCACCGCCAUCUCUAGGAGCGGGACCGGCCGCCGCUCAUUCGGCACCGUCCAGGAGACCGGGCGGCGCCUGACGGCCUUCGCGGCCUCCAUCGGCCAGCCGUUCUCGUUCCACCAGUGCAGGCUGGACGCGGACGAGACGUUCAGGCCGGCCUCUCUGAAAUUAGUGAGAGGGGAAGCGUUAGUGUUCAAUUGUAUGUUGCACUUGCCACAUUUUAGUCACCGGGCCCCGGAUUCGAUCACAUCAUUUCUGUCCGGGGCCGGGACACUGAACCCGAGGUUGAUUACGCUCGUGGAGGAAGAGAUGGCCCCGCCGAGCGAAGGGGGGUUCGUGGGCCGCUUCAUGGACUUGUUGCACCAUUUCUCGACCGUGUAUGACUCGUUGGAGGUGGGAUUCCCGAUGCAGAGCCGGGCACGGGCUUUAGUGGAGCGGGUGUUCCUGGGGCCGCGGAUUAUGGAGUCGGUGGCGCGGAUAUACCGGGGCCGGGAGGCGGAGGAAGGGUGCUCUUGGGGGAAGUGGUUGGGUGCGGUUGGUUUUCGUCCGGUGAGUAUAAGUUUUGCCAAUCAUUGUCAAGCUAAAUUGCUAUUGGGACUAUACAAUGAUGGGUAUGGAGUUGAGGAAUUGACAACUAAUAAAUUAGUUCUUGGAUGGAAGUCAAGGCGCCUACUUUCUGCCUCUAUUUGGACCUCUCAAGAUUGUGAUUUGUAA